GAAGUUAAAACAAAGAUGGAACAGACGCUUUUUAAGGCCCUGUUUCUCUUUUCCUAGGGUGUCUUUUAUGAAUAAUCAAAAGCAGCAAAAACCAACGCUAUCAGGCCAGCGUUUUAAAACCAGAAAAAGAGAUGAAAAAGAGAGGUUUGACCCCACUCAGUUUCAAGACUGCAUUAUUCAAGGCUUGAGUGAAACUGGUACUGACUUGGAAGCAGUAGCUAAGUUUCUUGAUGCUUCCGGAGCAAAACUUGACUACCGCCGCUAUGCAGAAACACUCUUCGACAUUCUGGUGGCCGGCGGAAUGCUGGCCCCAGGUGGUACACUGGCAGACGACAUGAUGCGCACAAAUGUCUGUGUGUUCGCAGCACAGGAAGACCUGGAGACCAUGCAAGCGUUCGCUCAGGUUUUUAACAAGUUAAUAAGGCGCUACAAAUACCUGGAGAAAGGUUUUGAGGAUGAAGUUAAAAAGUUACUGCUCUUCCUGAAGGGGUUUUCAGAGUCGGAGAGGAACAAGCUCGCCAUGUUGACUGGAGUUCUUCUGGCUAACGGAACCCUUAACGCAUCCAUUCUUAACAGCCUUUAUAAUGAGAAUCUGGUUAAAGAAGGGGUUUCAGCAGCAUUUGCUGUAAAGCUCUUCAAAUCGUGGAUAAAUGAAAAAGACAUCAAUGCAGUUGCUGCCAGUCUCCGGAAAGUCAGCAUGGACAACAGACUGAUGGAGCUGUUCCCUGCCAAUAAGCAAAGUGUCGAGCACUUCACCAAGUAUUUCACCGAGGCAGGCUUGAAGGAGCUUUCGGAGUAUGUCCGCAACCAGCAGACCAUCGGGGCGCGGAAGGAGCUCCAGAAAGAACUUCAGGAGCAGAUGUCCCGCGGGGAUCCGUUCAAGGACAUAAUUUUGUAUGUCAAGGAGGAGAUGAAGAAGAAUAACAUCCCAGAACCAGUUGUUAUUGGGAUAGUCUGGUCCAGUGUGAUGAGCACUGUGGAGUGGAACAAAAAAGAGGAGCUUGUAGCAGAACAAGCCAUCAAGCACUUGAAGCAAUACAGCCCUCUGCUCGCUGCCUUUACCACGCAGGGUCAGUCUGAGCUGACCCUGUUACUGAAGAUUCAGGAGUACUGCUAUGACAACAUUCACUUCAUGAAAGCCUUCCAGAAAAUAGUGGUGCUUUUUUAUAAAGCUGAAGUCCUGAGUGAAGAGCCCAUCCUGAAGUGGUAUAAGGAUGCACACAUGGCGAAGGGGAAGAGUGUCUUCCUUGAGCAGAUGAAGAAGUUUGUAGAAUGGCUCAAAAAUGCUGAAGAGGAGUCUGAGUCUGAAGCUGAAGAAGGUGACUGAAUUUUGAGACAACAUCCUUAGUAAAGCAAACAGGAGUUGUAGAUAAAUGUCAUGUCUCAUGUGUCCUGGUUCUCACAUCUUCCUACCUCCCUGUAUCGAGCAUGAUAUAAGGGCUUUCAUGGCAAUUUUUAUUUUAACUUUUUAUGGUUCCUGGAAACGGUGGGUUUGGUUUCUGAAGCCGUGUGUAAGGAGCUGCAGGGCUGUAGAAUUGAACCUGAUGUCAGUUACCUUCUACCUCCUGUCUUUUCUACUGUAAUGAUGUGAUGUGAGGCCUUCCGCAGUGAGCAGUUCACUUUAUUCCCUGGGUUUUCUAUAGAAACAGUUUUCGAGAUAUGAUUUGGUUAAAAAUAAUUUGUUACAAAAAUUCUGUUUGCAAAUUAAACUGUAAAAGUAUCCAAAGUCUCAAAAGGCAAUGAUUUGUGUGAUAAUUUAGUAUGUCUAGAGCCCUGCUCAUCAGUGAAGAUCCUGUAGACAGUUGAAUCCAUAACGUGAAUUCCGAGUGUUUAGACCUUUUGGUUCUAUACAACCAUUUUAUUGUCCUUUAUUUAGCCCAGAUGUUGUAUGCUCUCUGGCUCCAUCCUUAGGAAAGCUAUGGAGAGCAAACCUGAGUUUGAGAACUCACGCAUGGCAGAGGGAGGAAGAAGAAGGCUGAGCUUUUUCCUAGAGACUUGUGUGUCCACUGCGUCUUUGCGGGUGGAUAAAGUCGAAGCUCUUCACCCAGCUUUCUGCUCAGGACACAGCUGAGUACCAUGAGGAAAGGGACCCAAAGGAAGCGCUCGCUGGUCACUGACCUGGAGCGAAGGGGAAAGGCGACACAGCCGUCUCCCGCCUGGCUGCACGGGCCUGGCUUCCUUUUGCUAUAUUCAAACACCUAGUAACACCCUAGUUGCUAUUUUUUUAAUUGCCAUGAGCCAAAUACUUUCUUUAAAUGAUUAAUUCAUUUACUUUAAUGGCUGCCUUUUUCAUUGCUUUUCUUUUUGCUAUCCAUCUGUAGUUGGUAGGGGGAAGGCUAUAGGUGAACAUUCUGAGUUUUUUAAUUGGUAAAAGAGAAUAGACUAGAAUAAUGCCACCAGAGACUAAGUGAAAAUUGCCCAUUUUUGAAGGUGCCAUUCUUAGAAGCCAAUAAUUUGGUAUUUAAAGCUUCUCUUGAGAGAAUACCAUGUAAUAUAAUUUGAAAUAAAGGUAUAUUAGCCUUGAGAACAUUAUAGCAAAAUCAUUGAUGGGUGGGGUGAAUUUGUGAAAUGAAUGACUUUAUAAAGUUUCAUGAGAGGCCAAUGUAUUCCCUAGAUUCUGUGUAGUCGUCGCUGUUCCUUUGUAAUUUGUAGUCCUUUAAAUAAAGUCCAUCCUUACAUUUA
Myodes glareolus (Bank vole) is the source of this 2682-nucleotide messenger RNA. Lineage: Eukaryota; Metazoa; Chordata; Mammalia; Rodentia; Cricetidae. The record is from RefSeq and is a predicted model, not a curated record.